Dunckerocampus dactyliophorus (ringed pipefish) is the source of this 2859-nucleotide messenger RNA. RefSeq names its product protein phosphatase 1 regulatory subunit 3C-B-like. The record is from RefSeq and is a predicted model, not a curated record. Gene Ontology annotation, biological process: regulation of glycogen biosynthetic process. The transcript is spliced from 2 exons. Lineage: Eukaryota; Metazoa; Chordata; Actinopteri; Syngnathiformes; Syngnathidae. Gene Ontology annotation, cellular component: protein phosphatase type 1 complex. The coding region runs from base 1496 to 2470 and encodes 324 amino acids. Gene Ontology annotation, molecular function: protein phosphatase 1 binding; glycogen binding.
GCGUUUCAACAUGUUUAGUUAGGAAGGGGGCGGGUUAGUGUUUGUGGUGAGAUUCCGCCACGAUUGAGGCGUCCCCACCCGAACGUUCCUUCUCGCCACAAUGACAUCAUUCCAUUCAAAUGAUGUCUCUUUCUGCAUGAUGCCGCGUUCAACAGUAAAUUCCGUUUUUAAUGGCCAAUUCUGCGAUUCCCUUAACACAGAAAUCAUAAGGCCUUAAUUAGCCAUGAUCAUUGUCAGGUAGGAGUGUCACGAGAUGGGACAGUACACAAAAUUGGGUCUAUGAGAACAAGACCAGAUUUUAACUUUACUUUUAAGAAAAGUGCAAUGAACAAAUACAAAAAUAUAUGGCUAUUUAUUGCAAUCUACUUGUAUAAUUUCUACUACGUUGCACUCGCCUACAGUCCCCACUCCGCCCCGCCUACCCCCACCGAGACAAAGAGACUGUAUGAUUGACAAAAGGGCUCACUCCGUUUAUGCCGUUGUUCUGUGGAACAAACAUGCCAAGUUGCUGAAAGCAAUGCACAGAGUGAACCGUCUUCCUGCCUGUUUGGAGACACGCACGCAACAUGGCAAUAUAUUGAGGCCAGCAAAAUGAUUAUCAUCCCAGGCCACCAGACAGUCUUGUCAUGUAUUAAUCUCGCAAGAUCUUGUGACACCCAUUCUGUCGGCAAAGAGUGUUCUGAUGGGACCAUGUGGACACGAACUAGCACCACAGAGGACUUGUGUGUCAACACGUGACCCUGUGACCAUGACCUGGGAGAGCGGUUGUUGGACUGGAAAGAUCCACAACAAGAGCAGUCGGUGAGGAAGGAUCUUUUUUUGUUUUUUCUUUCUUCAUGCGGUUUUGACUUGACAGCCUGAAGGGGACGAGUGUGAGCACCUGUCAACAAAAUGGAGGACGCAAGAGGAAGAAUCUUGCAUGGAGGAAAAACCUGAAGCAAAUCACUCAGUCAAUUCAAACAUCUCCAAAACAUGAUGUCCCACCAUCGUCAUCUUCAUCUCUCCCAUGCAGUGUCAGCAGACAUUUGAGGACAAGUUCCUAUUUUGAAUGAUAUUUGUGUUGAGGCGCAGCCAAGAGUGUGUCAAUGUUUGUGCGAUGAGGUCCCAUGCCAGGUCAUAUGGGUUCUCCAUAAGUUACCACCAGAGGGCGCCACUUCUCUGCACGGCGGGUUCUGCCUAACAGGCCCCAUCACGCAGCUCAAAUAGCAGCUGAGCUAACAGAGGCCAGCUAAGCAUGUAGGACCCAACCCCCAACAGCUAGCCCAGUCUUGCCCUGAUUGGCCUAGCAGGAGGCCUGCUUCCUUCUGACUGGCUACUGAGAACACAUCUGACAGAGUAUGCAAAUGGCCUCUGUCAGUAGAAAGCCUUGAGAGCAGGACCCGCUCACCACUGACACAGCACAGCGAGCUGGAAGAAGACCAGGAGCGGCCUGGGAAUGCUCUACUAAUAACCGCUGUCAGCUGUCAGACCACUUGGAUCUGCUGCUUUUUUUUCCAUGAGUGCUGCCAGCCUUCUCAGGUCGUUGAGUCCGUCAGCGAUGCCAGGCCCGGUCAUGCCCAUAGACGUGGCCAUGAGGUUCUACAUUAGUCAUUCUCCUCCUCCUCUCAGAGGCUUCCUGAGCGCCUACGAGGCGCCUCUACAUCGGGCCAAGAACCGGGCCAAGCGGGACCAGGCGGCUCUGCGGCCCUGCCUGAGCAGCCAGCAGAGGCCGACCCACGAUGACGGCUGGAAUGGCAAAGGCGUGAAGAAGAAGGUGGUGUUUGCUGACACCAAGGGCAUGUCGCUCACCGCCAUCCACGUCUUCAAGAACGAGGACGAGCACGGCGCAGGCAGCAUGGAGGAGUUGCAGUUUGACAUGAGUGACCUGGAGAGCGCCGCCAUGGAGCUGAAGAUCAGCUCGGUGCGCAGCCUGGCCCUGGACUUCAAGCAGCCCUCAGCAGACUACCUGGAUUUUCGGAGCCGCCUGAUCCGGAACUCGGUCUGCCUGGAGAACUGCUCGCUGCAGGAGCGCUCACUGACCGGCACCGUCAAGGUUCGUAAUGUGGGCUUUGAGAAGUCUGUGCAGGUGCGAGCUACCUUCGACUCGUGGGCCAGCUUCAGUGACGUGGACUGCACCUUCAUGAACAACGUGUAUGGCGGUCAUGACACCGACACCUUUGCUUUUGUGCUGGACCUGCCCGCCCAAAUCCCCCCACAGAAGCAGGUAGAGUUCUGCAUCUGUUUCAAGGUUCGGGACCAGACCUUUUGGGACAAUAACGACGGCAAGAACUACGUGGUCAAGCACGUGGGCUGGACCGGCGGGUCCUCUUCGUAUUCUGCUGAACACAAGAAACCGGCAGAGUCCAGAAGUGGGGGAGUGAAGGUUCUGGAGAUGGACUUGGACCAGUUUGGCAGCCCUCGCAUGUGCAGCGGCUUCUUCCCAGGCUGGCAAAGCUGGGGCCACGUCGACGCCGCCGUACCGUACUGGUGAGAACCUUGGCCUGGGUGUGGUUGGAAUCCACGGACCCGUCCAGCUGGAAGCGAACGUGCACUUAAUAAUUACAUCCUUCAUAUUGAAGGGGAACCAAGCUCUGGUCCGAACACACGCAAGAUUGUUUUGGACUUGAAAUGCACCUUGGAUAAACAUGCUGAUGUCAUCAGAUGAUUGCUUAGACUGUCCCGGUACAUCGGCAGUGGUCUGAAUGUCUUUCAUAGUUUGCACAUUCUGUAUGUAUGCGUGUGCGUGCGUGUGCGUGUGCGUGUGUGUGUGUGUGUGUUUGUGUGUGUGUGUGUGUGUGUGUUGCUGCCAAUCAAAUGUUUCCUUUUCCUUUUAUGGCACAAAAAGUUGACUUGUUUGGAAUAAAAGUUUAUAUUUCUGCA